Molecule: messenger RNA, 4107 nt
Organism: Lecanosticta acicola
Lineage: Eukaryota; Fungi; Ascomycota; Dothideomycetes; Mycosphaerellales; Mycosphaerellaceae
Source: the annotation of a GenBank genome assembly
AUGGCCCAGCAAUCCCUCCGCUCCCAGCUUCAGAACCUCGCAAACGACUAUGAGCAGCUCCAAGAUCAGUAUCAUAGGACGCGCACCGAUCUCCAAGACUUGGCGGCCCACCACGCUGAGCUGCAGGACGAUUGCGAGCGGUCCGGCAGCGACCUCGCGGAGAUGCGCGAGGAAGAAGAUGCUCGCGCCGCGCUCGCGGCCAUCCGCAACCACGACGUGAUCUACAUGCUCGCAGAGAGGAACACGGAGCGCGACGACAAGAAGUACUGGCGCAAGCGGUACGAAGAAGAGCUGAAGAAGACCGUGCGGAUGGAGGAGAAGGUGAAGGCGAUGGUUAGUUCUCUCAAGCAUGAUAUGUGAUGGUAGUUUGACUGAUAUGUGAUAGUACAAGGAGCUGCAGAAGCAUGAGAACUUGAAUCACACCAAGGUGGGUGAGAUGAUGACGGAGAUGAUGGAGGAGAUGGACAAUAAGUGAUUACGUAGCGCAGAGACUGCAGCACCAGAUAGCCCAUGAAAGGGGCGCGCUCCGCUGCCGCGGCGACGAUCCACUCGAUCCUGAUGGAUCGAACGUUAGGUCUCAUCCAGGCGUUACAGGAAUAUUCAUGAUUCAAACGAGUCGGCCGUAAGUUUCUGCAAACAAGCCAGUUGACAAAGAAAACAGCUCGCCACAAAGCCAACAGACCAGCGCACGCUGACUCAAGACCUCUUUGUUGUCCGAAACGCUCUUGCCGCAAGUAAUGUCUUCAGAGUUGACCAUAAUCAUCUAAACUGAUGCCAGAGUGUCAUUGACUUAGUUGGACAGCAUGGAGAACGCAACCCUAGCUAACUCGCGACCUCGUCGUUCACCCAAGCCUAUCAAACGUCUGAUAAAUGAGCAAGAUGAUAGUCGUCAGACGAAGAAACAGAAGCUCGAACCUCCACCAAAGAGCGUUAAGCCAAGUCGGAGUAAAACAAAAACGACUCGCAAAGCCGCUAAAACAGAUCCAUUCCAGCAGCACGAUAAUAACGGCGCAAGACAUGAUGAGGAUGAAGAGAUGGAAACACGAGAUAGCGGUUCAGAGAAACAGCAGCAGAGCGCCAGAUCGAAAGAUCCUGCCGAGGAAGAUGAACAGGUCGAAGGCGAAGAAAGCAAUGCAUCGCACGCAAACGCAGAUGGGAACAAGCAGAGCGCAAGUCCUGAACAGCCUUCGAAUGAUGAAGCCGAUGAAGGGCAGGAUUUGGACGAACAACCUCUUAACGCUGUUGGAGAUGUCUCGGGCCAGAACGAUGCAGAAAUGUCGAGCCCUGACGGACUCGGAAUCACCACUAGAAGGGAUCAGGAAAUGACCGUACUGCCAGCGGCUAUCAAGCAUCCCGGAGCACAAGAGGCAGCGCCACCUGGAGUACCUGCUUCGGACAAGGCGCAGAGCCAGGUAGAGGAGAAUCAAGCAUUGGAUGGCUCAGAAAAUUUGCUUGUAUCGCAAGGAAAUCAAGGACAAGAGCAGCUGCGUGACCCAACGCAGCGCAACCUACCUAGAGCCAGCACAUUCUCUCCCCCAAGCCUGUCUUUGCCUGCGCAGAAGCCGUCCAGACGUUUUUCAGACAUAUCGAGAUCCGUCCAGCCGAAACAUGCUCAGCAAAGGCCAUCAGCAGGUAGUGUACAGCAAGAUCUUGUGCAGACGCCAGCUAUUUCUAGAGACCCUCGACUCUCAGCUCCAUAUUUAGGCUCGUCUUUGGGAAAUAGGCGCCAGUCUCCGACUGUGCCAGCCGGACGAAGUGGAAAAGCUCCCGAGCAAUCUCUUUCAGAUCCACACAGCCGUUCUCGUCAAACUGCAGCACAGGUAGGACAAAAAGAACUAGCUCAAGAGAACUUCUCCCAAGAGCAUCAGAGUCUGUCAACUCCCUUGGUCCCAAAUGCAAAUCCUCAAUCUCCACCCCAACCCCAACCCCAACCUCAACCUCAACCCAAUGUCUCUCUCCAGGCCAAUCAACCGCCGACAUCACAACCGAGACAUCCUACGGAUGAACAGAAGAAAUUUGCAAUGCUUAACCAGCUGCAGCAGAUGGGAAAUCAUUUGAGCGGUCGCGCGGAUAUAGACGCCAGCACGAUGCAGCAUUUCAAACAAAUUCACAUGGAAGCCGAAACGCUUGCGCCAAGUUUUGCGUUUGAGGUCCCUGGCAUCCAGGCUGGAAUGCCGCCUGCGCAUUAUGUGUUGCGAGUUCUGCGACCACGGCUCUCAGAAGCCUUCAAGCAGAUGUGUGCUGCUGAAUGGGGUGAUGCGAUACGAAACAUGGAGAUGAAUUGGGGACGCAACGCCGCAGAUAAGGUACGACGUCAAUUUGAUGAGAUGAAAAGCGCUGCGGGCGCUCCUGGAGGAACGCUGAAGCAACCUGAUGUUGCCAUACUGAGCGUGGAGUGGGAGAUUGCAAGAAAUCGAAUCACCGCAAUGAAGCCAGUAAGCCAUAUCCGCAAGUGGUUUGAAGAAUUGGAGGCGCUGGCGAAGAAGGCACGAGAUGAGAUCGGGCAUUUUCCUCAUCCUCCUCACUGGCCAGCCGGUAUGAAUUGUGAGCAGUUUUGUAAGUCGCUCGAGAACAAGAUCUACGAAGAGAGGAAGGCUUUCUACGAUCGUCAGUUCUGGAACGUAGCCAACGACGCCGCGAAGAGGGAGUUGCAGCCAGAGGCGGAAGGUUACCAAAAAUUAUUGGAGGCUUUGAGACGUGGCCUUCCAGGGUGGAAACCAAACGAGUCACCUGCCGCCGAGGAAUUCCCCACGAGGGCGAGGAAUUUCGGCUUCAGAGGCGAUGAAGCAGGCAUUGGGGGCCAUUGGCAACUUUUAGCUCCCGUUGGGAUCACAGAGAACGCACAUGCUGGACUUUGGGUACAGUUUGACAGCUCUCUCAACAUCACAAAUCGCAUGGUAGUCAAGGAGUCCUAUAUGUCGGAUGCCCUUUGGAAUCAUCCAACAAUGUGGCUUGGCAAUGUGACGGACCGCUUGCCCAUGGAGUUCGAAAUGGCCAACCGACUGCAGCAAUGUGAGCAAGCAGAUGAUAUUGUUCAACAUCUCGGAUAUGGAAUAUACCACACCGCCAGGAUGUACCGUUUGUACGAAGAAUUCUGCCCUCAUGCAACUCUCGAGCAACUCAUCCGCGCCCAUCGUGCAAUGCGUGAUGCUGGUGAUGACAGGCCAUUUACUGAGACAGGUACCCAUGUAGAACGGUGAGUCUCUCCAACAUUACUCCCCGAGAAGGUCGUAUUGACUAACGGAUGCAGGCACAUUCCGACCAGAGCUCUCUGGGCUACAUUUGAAGCAUUGGCAGCAGCUCUUUGCCUCAUGAAGAACGGAGGUCUCCCGGGACUAGAUUGCAAGAAGAACUGGGAUCGAAUCCAUCAUCUCGAUAUCAAACCUUGCAAUGGUAAGUGGCUCCAAUGAGCCCUGGCAAUGAGACAUACUAAGACCGUCACAGUAUUCCUAGCAAAGGCAGAUCCUGACCUCUGGCAAGGAAUUGCAACAGCGAAGGUAAGCUCUACCACGUCCUGCAAAGAUUUUCUUUGAAUGAUACUGAUUGUUCUGUCAGCUGGGCGACUAUGGAAUCGCACAUCCCUUUAGCCUCGAGCAGCGAGGACUAUCAUGGUACAAUUCGGGAACUCAGAUUUACAUGGCACCGGUGAACCACAGUCUCGCAUCAUUCUGAAAGCCAACAUGUGUUGUCACUGACAAGAUCUGCCAGGAACAACACGGGAUCAUCGACGCAUCCCGCCCAGGCAAGCAAUUCAUACCACUCUCCACGGCAGAUGUCUUCGGUGUCGGCCGCGUAAUGCUCUGUCUCAUGAACUUGCAUUCUCAAACCGAGGCCCAACCCUUCCAAAUAGAUUCCCUUCCUGCCGUUGUCGAUUUCGAAGAGCAUGCUGCACGGUACUACCCGCAGACCUUGAAGGAGCUUGUACAAGCAUGUCUGAAGAGGAAUGUCCAAACGCGGAUCAAGGUCGAAGAUCUAUGGCAAAGGAUACAUGAGCAAGUUACGACGUUCAGGGGGAUAAGGGGACCGAUGAAGAUGGAAAAGCCGGGCGAGGGAGAGGUGUUAUUGUUUCAGCAGGAUGUAUAUUUGAAGUGGGUAGCGCUUUCGUAG